UCUCAAAAGAGGUAGAAAAAAUCAUAAAGCAGUUGUCUUUUGGCCACUUAAUUUCUCUGCAGAUGAUAUCUUCAGGGAUCUGUGGUUCUGAUGACCAUGUGCUGAAAGGAAAACUCCCAAUGAAGUUUCCUUUAAUUCCGGGUCAUGAAGGAGCAGGAAUUGUGGAGAGUGUUGGUGAUGGAGUUUCUACUGUGAAACCAGGAGAUAAAGUCCUCACCCUCAUUCUUCCACAGUGUAAAAACUGUGACUCCUGCUUACACCCCGAAGGAAACUUCUGUGACAAGCAAGACGUUCUUCCUUGUUCUGGGGUGAUGCUGGACGGGACUUGUAGAUUUUCCUGCCGAGGAAAGAAGGUGUAUCACUCUUUCCGAGUAAGCACAUUCACUGAGUACACUGUUGUGCCAGAGAUUGCAGUGGUAAAAAUUGAUGAUGCUGCUCCUAUGGACAAAGUUUGCCUCAUAAGCUGCGGCGUCCCGACAGGCUACGGGGCUGUUGUUAACUCAGCCAAGGUCACGCCUGGCUCCACCUGUGUGGUUUUUGGACUCGGAGGGGUUGGAUCAGCCAUUGUCAUGGCCUGCAAAGCCUCUGGUGCUUCUAGAAUCAUCGGGGUUGAUAUCAAUGAGAAAAAGUUUCUUCGGGCAAAGGCCUUGGGUGUCACUGACUGUCUCAACCCUAACAAGCUCAAGAAACCCGUCCAUGAGGUGGUGAUGGAAAUGACGGGUGUUGGAGCUGACUUUGCCUUUGAGGCCGUCGGAUUGGUUGAUACCAUGAUCGCUGCUUGGAACUCCUGCAACAACAGCUAUGGCGUCUGUCUGAUCGCUGGGCUGGCUCCCUCAGAUGCACAGUUACCCCUUGACGCAGUCAGGAUUUUGUCUGGGAAAACCCUGAAGGGCGUGUGUUUGGGAGAUUAUAAAACCAGAGACUGUCUUCCCAAAAUAGUGACUGAUUAUCUCCAAGAUAAGAUUAAUAUAGAUCCAUUAGUGACUCAUCAGCUGCCCUUUAACCAACUCCACAAAGCCUUGAAGCUGUAUCAUGCAGGAAAAACCAUCCGCUGUGUUCUGCUCUUCUGAGAUCUCAGCGUUGAGGUGCGCAAGCACAUCCUGAAGGGCUCCCCUUCCUUUCCCGUGAGACCUCCCUGAUUAUUCCUGAGCACCGGGAAGAGAUGAUGCAGCAGCAGCAGGAAAAUAGUGCAGCUAUGCUCAUGAAAUGACGACUUCUUGUCCACAGGCUAAUAAAAUUAAUUGGAAGAA
Molecule: messenger RNA, 1250 nt
Organism: Psammomys obesus (fat sand rat)
Lineage: Eukaryota; Metazoa; Chordata; Mammalia; Rodentia; Muridae
Product: alcohol dehydrogenase 1-like
Exons: 7
Biological process (GO): retinoic acid metabolic process; retinol metabolic process
Cellular component (GO): cytosol
Molecular function (GO): all-trans-retinol dehydrogenase (NAD+) activity; zinc ion binding
Source: RefSeq, a predicted model, not a curated record